AAAUUCGAAAUCAUCAGAAACCACCUCGAUGCCAUGUCCGUCCUUUUGGUCCUCGGCCUUGCGAGCCUCACCCGCACCUUGGCGGACGGACCGAGCACCGAGACCACGGAGAGCACCACACGUAGCGAUGGACCGAGCUGCGGGUGUUCCACCACGAGUUUCGUGCUGGUCUAUGGAGAGUCUCCCACUGAUCUCCUGAUCCGCAAGAACGACACCAGUUUUGGAAGCGCCACCAUUCCUGGCUCUUUCACCUCGCCGGUUUCGCAAGAUGCGUGUGAAGAUGCAUUGCUACUCCACCCUUCAGCGAUCGCUUACAGCUAUGUGGUCCUCACGCAGUCCUGUGUGCUGCUGUCGGAAAUUUCUGAGGCGGUUUCUGCACCCAAUACACACAGUGGAGCCAAAAUUCAGGACUUCCCUUGGCUUUGUCAUGUUCUUUGCACUGCCAACGCCGAUGAUAGAUGGACGGGUGUGGUGCGGACGUCGUUUUAUGACGCGCACCCGACGCCUUCGUGCCAGUGCUGCUACAAUGAGGCUAGCAGGGUACCACGCCCAGAGGUGCAUCACUACAUGUGUUCAUCUUUCACUUGCAUAGAAUGCACUGGGAACCCGUCAUCUGAUGCAACAACAUCUAGCACGAGCCUGCUGCAGCCCAGAGAAACGUGGAUUUGGUCCUGGAAAGUGCUGCUGGUGUUUGUAGCAGCCUUUUCUUAGGACAUUUCUGCUUGUAAAUGGGGUAUACCACCAAGUUACGGCUAUUUUUAAUUUGGGGUCAAUAAUGAUCCAUCAAUGGAGUUGUUGUGUUUUCUCAUGAUUUUUAUAUUCAAAAAAUCAUGUGUAGUCCCGUUUCCUCAGGUGAGCACGACUAUCAACCUGGCGACGUGACGUGGCCAUACAUGGCCGUCAUUGAAAAGUCGGUUCAUGUCGGUUCCGUUUACCCUCUGGAUCCCUCUGGUAAACGUUUAC
Molecule: messenger RNA, 963 nt
Organism: Cladocopium goreaui
Lineage: Eukaryota; Dinophyceae; Suessiales; Symbiodiniaceae
Source: the annotation of a GenBank genome assembly